UGCUCCUCUCCUGUCCCGCUGCUCCGGCUCCAGUCUCUCCGGGGAAACAGCCAUGGAAGGCGACAACAUAAUAAUGCCCGUCUGACUCGGCGGAGGAGGCUUUUCAAGAUGCCAGGCCUUUUGUCCAGUCCUGUGUGUCUGACAGUCAUCUGGUUUCUGUCCUGGUCGCUGCAUCCUAGUUGUGCUCAGAUUCGGACUGAUGAAGUGUCAGGCGUGCAGUACGGGCACCUGGAGUCGAAUGUGACACUGGCAUGCGGGAAGUCGCAAAUCAGGAUGCCUGUGGUGUGGCAUCUCAACCACAGCUCCGCGCUGCCGUGGCACGAAGUGACAUCCAACGGCACCUUGGUCCUGCUGCAGGUCGACCACUCGGCACAGGGCCUCUACAGCUGCUACGAUACCCGCGGGCUGCUCCUUCACUCGGCCAAACUCCGGCUUGGUCAUUCCCCCGGGCUGCUGAGUGUUUCCUGUCGAGUGCCCAAUCACACCCACGUGCGCUGCUCCUGGGCGGACUCGGUGAGGACCUUCCUGCCAGCCCAGUACAACGCCUCCUUCAAGGGCAAAGGUCAUGAUUGGAGGCCGUGUGUCGUGGACGUCGCCCGAAAGCGUUGUGAUGUAGACCACCCCGCCUUCUGGCAGACCCUUCACACUCUUCGAGUCAUGGAGACCAACGCCCUGGGGUCUAUGACCACAUUUCACACCGUCAAGUUAGACAAGCUAUUGAAGCCAGACCCUCCAGAGGCCGUGGUGGUGAAGGCACAAGAAGGUUAUCCAAAGAGGCUGAACGUCUCCUGGAAGGUUCCCUCCUCCUGGCCGGUGGAGGAUGCAUUUCCCCUGGUGUUCCACAUCAGAUACAGGCCGCAGGGCUCCGUGUACUGGUCCGAGAUCUACUCGGAGGUGAGUCCGGUCGUGGUGUUAGACGCUCUGGCUGGUCACCUGCACCAGGUGCAGAUUCGAACCCGCGACGAGCUGGACGCAGAGAGCCAGUGGAGUGAAUGGAGUUCGCUGCUUCUCAUCCAGCCCUGGGAAGCCUACACCACCUCGACUGACCCCACCGAGGACUCAGAGGAAACCUCAGACAAUGAUGUUCCCUUCAACACGAAGCCUGAGACCUCGACUGCAAAAACACACAAUCCUGUGAUUGAAGGUGAAGGUAAUUUGGGUUUGGUGAUUUUGCUGGUUUUGUUCUCCGUGGUCAUCCUCAUCACCGUCCCCUCCCUCAUCUAUGUAGUGUGGGUGAGGCAGAGGCGGAGUGAUCACGUGACCAAACAGGAACUCACCUCUAUGGUCAAGAUGAAGGCCAUGCCAAUCUAAUGUUGAUUUCAAGGAUCUCCCCAUCAUCAGCCCGUUGUAGGGCUCCUCACACCAUGAACCACGCUGCGUCCGAGUCCGUCCGAGAUCCAGGACGACAGGACACACACAUACACGGAACUGUUUGUACUGAGUGUAUACAAGCUGACUGAAGGGUUUUUGCACAAAUCACAUGUGCAGGAUUUUUCCUGGACACAUUCAAUGCUUACGCCUGACUGCACUACCCAGAAUGCAUCAGCCGACUCCCUUCCACUGUCCACGGGGGGACACAGAAAUCGUGUCUUCGCUCGCUUCACCGCAGCUCACGCCUCCACAGACUGUGGGAGCGACGCUGCACCGGGACGAUCGAGUUCACUCACAACCGACGCUGCUUCAGGUGGACUGACCCCUCGACCCGUUCAGGGAGAGAGGGGUGACCUUGUUUUUUUAACCAUUGAAACUUUUAAGUAACAGAUUAUUACAGGAAGUGCAGCUGCCAAACAGGAGAACAGAAGAUUUUUAUUUUCUUUGUGGGACAACUUGCUUCUUUUUUCCCCCGAACCCCGAACUCCUCACUUUCUUGUUUUUAAUUUUGUUUGAGAUUCAGAUUUAUGUUUGUCCGUUACUACACCGACCGACUCAACGCUGUGAAGGAAGCUUAACAAGUCUCUGUGUGCGUCUAAUGCCAAAGCAGCAACUACGGGCAUUAUAGUUUCAGCUGAAAGGGCGGGAAGCGACCUGAGGGGGAUGGACACGGAGGAGAAAGUCCAGGGUGGGUGGCCUGGGUUAUUUAGACUAUAUUUCAUUUACGACAAAUGAUUUUACAUGUUGCAUGACGUGCUUGUUUUAAUUGUCUUGAUGUCAUUAGUACGCGUCACUUUGUUUUGUUUUGUUAUACCUCUUUUUCUAUCAAUCCAUCCACUGUUCCUGAAUGUGUGUGAAGAAAAGACGCACAGGAACAGAACGAGAUCAGAGAAGCGAUACGGGCCUGUCACAGAGCACCAGCAUGACCACAUUACUUCAAUAGUUAGUCAGAAAAUAUUAGAAUAUAGAUAUUCUGCUAAUACUAGACUCCAAAGAAACAAUUACUUCGUUCUUUGGAAAUGGUUUAAUGUCGUUUUUUUUCUCUAAGACAUUAAACAGUAUCAAUUCAUAGAUAGAAAUUAGACUCAGUGAAAUUGGAUCCAAUCUGGUUAUUUUUCACUUUCAUGAUAUAAAUAGUCAUCAAUUAAACUAAAUAGUCAAAAGUCAAAGCAAAUAAUAAUUCUGCAUCGUCCAAGACAGUGUCUUCAAAUUGAUUAUUUUGCUUUUUUCACAGAUAUUAAGUUUAAAAGAUUUGAAAUUUGAGGAAAAACCUAUUUCAGCUCGUUGUCCUGGUUACAACAUUAAAUAAAUUAAUUAAAUCAGCCAUUUUAUUACUCAAAGAAAAAGUAUGGCUACAAUAUAAUUUACUACCUAGAGACCAUUUUAAGAAGAGUCUAUAAAGGUUUGAUUAUGUAAGCGUCACUGAUAAGAUGAAAAAUUUAUAAAUAGAUGUUCUUAGUGGAAUGCACCUGAUGUUGUGAGCUCUCACAAUCACAGCUAUCAUGCUGCUGCAAAGUGGAGACAGACCAGGACAUGGAUUGUGGACAGUUACUAUGGCAACAAGUAGCAGCUUGUGUCCACAGCAGUUGGCUCACGUCCAGUGUGUAGGGAUGAAUGUUGAUGGGGGGGUUUGCUGACGUGAUUUCUUGCACGUCUGGUGAAGUUUAGGAUGAAAUUAAAAAGUGGGGCAUUGACACAGAAUCAAUAGGAUUGAACAGCUGCAGUUAAAGUUUAUACUGGGGUUAAGGUUAGAGUUAGAAUGACAUGGCAGAGAACAGGACUCACAAUAUACUGAACUGUCGAGCUUCCACUUUGAAAGUCCAGUUAAUGCAGCUGAGUCCGAGCAUGGUUGUGUGUGGGCGUGUGCACCAGCCGACGUAGCAGCUUAUCUUGAUCACCCCCUGGUGGCUAGCUGCAGUAUCGGUCAGAAACCCUGCCUACUAAAAUACACGUUAAAUCCAUUUUUCUCAAAUGUGUUUUCUGUCAAUUUAGGUGAUUCCCAUCACACCGAUGACUGACCUUCAAAGUGCAAGAUGGCAGCAGCUGUAUACAGAAUAUUUUAUUAUCCAUCUUUAUAUACAGUCCAUGAUUUCACCGUUUGAGAGACUUACAGUUACAGGGGGCAGCUUACGUUAAAACCUUUCUUUCCUCCUUUUGUUUCUGUCGGCCCGGCUGUUCUAUGUUCUGUUGAUCCAAAGCUGUGUAGUUUUUCAGAUUGACUGACUGUGUAGUUUGUAUCAGAAACACAAGGUGCAUAUAAGUCGAACUCUUUCCGGUUUGACGACUGUAUGCUCUCUCAAGCUAGCUCGACAUAUUAUGCAUGAAUCCAGUUGAAGCUUUUUUUUGUAUAUUAUUGUAUAUCACACUUUAAAAAAAAAAAGUACAUAUGUAUGUUAUACGUGAUGUUUAUAUGUAGAGAAAAAAACGUCUUUGGGAUAGUUUCACACACAUGGUUUAACUCAGUCAGUAGAUUAGCAGUUGAAAUUUAAUGAGUUCUUUGUUGGCAAAUGUUCCAUCCUUCCACCAAGUUUCGUGGAAAUCUGGUCCGUUGUUUUUUGGCAAUCCUGUUCACAACCAAACAGACAGUGAAAAGGAAGAUCUCUUCACAAAGUUUGGUGGACAUUGGUUUGGUAGUUUUUGCGUAAUCCUGCUAACAACAACAACAACAACAACAACAUCGUCACAGGUGGAAACAAAACCUCUUUUGUGUAGUUAGAAUUCGGAUUUUAACAUCUAUCUUCUAAGUUUCUAUAGAAUCAGUAAUUUCUGUAACAUUUCAAUGCAAAUUCUUGAAAGUGCCACAAGGGAGAUUCCUGGUGUAAAACAUCUACUGACUGAAAAUAACCCAUGUGUGCAGAAACUUCCCCCUGUUGUGUGUUUGUGUCUUUUCUCCCCAGUUAUAUGAAGCUGUUGUUACUGUACAUUUACUGUAUGGACAAUGUGUUUACUGAAUUUGUCUUCGUCCAACGUGCGUUCCCAAGUUCACUGUUCACCUUCGUUCACGUCUUCGUUUUCAGAUGAACCACAAAUUGAUCUUUAUUUCUUCCUGUUUCAACUCUAACACAGAAAGCAAAACCAUUUUAUUUUAUCUUACUUUGAAAGGUAGAUAAAGUUUAGAUGGGUGUUUAAACCGGAAAUCUAUAAAGCCUUUAAACUAAAAUACUUUUAGAGUAUACUUUAUUAAUUGUUAAAUUAAGAUAGCUAUAUUUUUAAUCAAAAGUUUAGAUUUUCUGGUACAAGAAUAUAAUUUUUUAACAAUUUAAGCAGGAAAAAAAAGCGAGACUUCUCCCUAAAAGAUUUUUUUAUAAUAAAAUUAAAUAUCGACCAUCCUUCACAUUGAGUUUAAUGUGGGUGAUGUUUAGUAUCUGAGCGUUUUCCACCCUGUCCAUUCAGGUUCUUGUCAUUUUGUCUCUAUCUGUCACUUCAGUGGCGUUUUCUGUUUGUGUGAAUGCACUUGUGUUUUUUCCUCCGUCUCCUCCAUGAUCCUCUGCAGUAUGUGACAGCAGAUGGAGCCUCUGCUGGUUUUAGUUCUUACGACUCAAAUUACACUCAGGCGUCCAUUCUCAGAUGUACAUAGUCUUUUUUUUUUUUUUGCUUCAUGUGUACGACAGAUCUCACUAUAAGCUGUUUUGUUUUUUCUCCCCGUCUUUGUAUGUUUCUGUGAAAUAAAGACUAUUUUAUCACAA
Messenger RNA from Limanda limanda (common dab), 5057 nucleotides. RefSeq names its product interleukin 11 receptor subunit alpha (gene il11ra). Gene Ontology annotation, cellular component: membrane. Lineage: Eukaryota; Metazoa; Chordata; Actinopteri; Pleuronectiformes; Pleuronectidae. The transcript has 12 exons. Gene Ontology annotation, molecular function: protein binding; cytokine receptor activity. The coding region runs from base 109 to 1311 and encodes 400 amino acids. The record is from RefSeq and is a predicted model, not a curated record.